Penicillium brevicompactum is the source of this 717-nucleotide messenger RNA. RefSeq names its product Zinc finger C2H2. The transcript has 3 exons. The record is from RefSeq and is a predicted model, not a curated record. The coding region runs from base 1 to 717 and encodes 238 amino acids. Lineage: Eukaryota; Fungi; Ascomycota; Eurotiomycetes; Eurotiales; Aspergillaceae.
AUGUCUAAACGUCCUCGAGGUCACUCGACAUCCUCGUCUCCUUCAAAAGAGUCGAUCUCUUCAUCUCCAACCGAGGGAAGCACUGCUGAUAUCUCAACUGAGCGCACGAAGCACGUGGUCACAAACACCAAGGACCUUCCUGAAGUGAUGCAUUGCUCCUUACCGCCUCACCGCGAGACUCUCUCAUUCACUUCCUACGAAAAUUACGAGGUUCAUUACCUUCAGAAUCAUGUGAAUCGUUGUUCUGAAUGCAGCAAGAACUUCCCAGGAAGCCAUCUACUCAAUAUACACAUUGAGGAAAACCAUGACCCGCUGAUUGCUGCUCGGCGAGCCCGUGGAGAGAAAACCUUUGGGUGCUUCAUUGAGGACUGUGAGCGGAAAUGCUCAACCCCUCAGAAACGUCGUAUGCAUUUAAUUGACAAGCACAUGUUCCCAAGGAACUACAAUUUUUUCAUCGUGAACGAUGGGAUCGACAAGCAAACCUCUAUGUUACGACCUAUGAACAGUCACAGACGGCGCGUCUCAAUGUCAUCUGCCCUGGAGGGCAGACUGCGUCGCCGGAGCUCAGCUUCUCAGUCGAACCCACCAACAGCCGUAUUGACUGAAGAGAAGACAUCUGGUGAAAUGGAUAUUGACGAGCUAGAAAAAUCCAUGUCGGCUCUAAAAUUCGUGCCCACCAGCGUCGUGAGAAACCGUGGCAACGUGUCUAGCCGUUAG